Molecule: messenger RNA, 2382 nt
Organism: Vitrella brassicaformis
Lineage: Eukaryota; Vitrellaceae
Source: the annotation of a GenBank genome assembly
GUCGAGCCACAAGCUCCACAGCCACAGCCAAACCAGCAGCCGACGCAGUGUGUGUUGAGUCAGAGCCAGAACCACAGUCAGCUGCCCCCGUCGCAGCCCACCCAACAACCACUGCCAAACAACCCGCAGCCCGUCCCCCUCCCUCCUCCUCUCGCCCUCCCCCUCUCAGUCCAACAGCCGCCCGACGUGCCGCUCUUCGCAGCACCAAGCCACCACAACCAGCAAGGGCAGCACAAGAAGCGCGGUCGACCGAAGGGCAAGGCCAAGGGCAAGGCGCACGGCAAGACACAGAUCAACAAGAACACCAAGACACGCAACAAAGGAGGUACGUACACACGCACGAAAAAGUCCAUCAGACCAGCCCACACUGCUCUUCUGCGUGUCAUGUGAUCAAUCAGGUGCAGCCAAGAAGAGGGCACCGAGGCCACAAGCACCAGCAGCGGCACUCGUGGCUGUCAAGACAGAGCCGACCGAUGACGAGCCGCCACGCCCCACACGAGACAACGACGACGUGCCGUCGCUGUUCCGUCGUCGGCUGAGUGCCACAUUGCUGGACAGCGUCGAGUGGGUGUGCGGUGUGUGUGGCAGUGACAGCGAGCGGCAGUCGUGUCUGGUGCUGUGCGAGGGGUCUGGGAGUGCGAGCCAUCUGUCCUGCCUCACGCCGCCACUCACACGGCCACCCUCGGGCGACUUCAUAUGCAACGACUGCGUGCAGGUCAGACAGACAGACACAGAAGGAAGAAGAAGCAAAGGAGAAGUGCGGCGUCCAUGUGUGUGUUUGUGUCUGUGACGUGUCAGCGGAAGGGCUUGGUGUGCGGUGGGAAGUUUCAGCGUGGCGAGAUCUGUUGGUGUGCGGUGCGGAGCGGUGUGAGUGAGCCGUGCUGUGUCGUGCAGUCAUCGCACAACAGCACUGACGGCGACACCUAUCAAGUCAUCGCUAUCGGAGACACGCAACACAACAGGUACACACACAUGUGCGUGCGUGGCCAAUGGAGGCGCACACACUCUUGUCUGCUGUGCGUGUGUGGAUGUGUCAGGGUGUGUGCGUCGAGUGGUGUGAUGGUGGACUGGGAGCAGGGGCUGGCGCGAUGGCAGCGGAUGCCCACACGCACACAGGAGGCCGACACACAACGACUUCGAGGGGUCAGCGACGCCAUACACAUCCUCGCCGGCACCAAAACCAUACACGACAUCAUCAUUGCAAACAAACCGACAAGUCAGAUACCAAACCAGACGGAAUCACAUACGUCCACCGUCCAUAUGUCUGUGUGUGUUUCAGGUGGUGGCGAGGGGGAGCAUCGCAUGGACGUCGCGCCACCAGAGCAGCCAGAGCAGCCGAGACGCAACAACAAGAAGAGACCGCCCUCACGUACACCAGACACGCAACCACCAGACAGAUGCAUGCCCGCUUGCCAGUAUCGUCUCUGCGUGUGAUCCUGCCUUUGUCCAUGCAUCAGGUGGAUUGAGUGUCGUCAGCCCCCGCAGCAACAACAACAAGAGGCGUCGCCAUCGCGGCCGCCGUCCCCAUCGAUCAGACAGCCCGGCAGACAGCCUGAUCGACCGGAGUGUCGUGGGCGAGUCGGCCAAGGCACUCAUCGCCCGAGUGCCCCCGCCUACCAGACAGCCACUCUGCCACAUCGCAUCCACCAAGCCACAGCCGCACAGGGACGGCAUCGGGACCCUGAGACGCCCCCCCACCAUCAUCAAGAACCCAAUCACCAUCAAGCCACGCACACAACAGGCACAGCCCCAGCAGCAGCCCGCCCCACACCCACACAACAAGCCAGCCGUGAUCAAGGCCGCGCCAGCCGCCGAUGCCGAUGCUGCUGUGCAGAGACAGAGCAAGAAGCCAUCGCAGCCACGGCCACCCAUCAACAAGAAUGACCACAAGAAGGGCAGAGAGGACGGCAAACAGCACAAACAGCAGGAGCAGCCCAAGUGAGCCACAGGGGGACACAAGAGAUCUCUGUGUGUCUGUGUGUAUUGAUGUGUGUAUUGUGUUGUGUUGAUGUCAGUCGUCCGUCGCGUACGACUCAGCGUGCCUGUGUGCUGGCCAACCCUCAGGCGUACGUCAACCAGAGAAUCACCUGCAAGUGGAAGGACGGUAGGUAGGGAAUGAUUAGAGGCCAACACACAACACACACUGGCCAAUAUCUGUGUGUUGUGUGUUGUGUUGUGCAGGUGUGUGGCACAGUGCACGUGUGGUUGCGUAUGACACCCUGUCGAAGCUGCACGACAUCACGUAUGACGACAACAAACAGACCAAGUCCAAAGUCGGACUGCACAGGUCCGCCACAGCGACACAGAGACACAGAGACACAGACCCACACCAGGUGCACCUCCUCUCGUGUGUCGUGUAGAUGUACCUUUAAAGUGCUGUGA